This is a messenger RNA of Pyrus x bretschneideri (Chinese white pear), 707 nucleotides long. RefSeq names its product protein SOB FIVE-LIKE 3-like. The record is from RefSeq and is a predicted model, not a curated record. NCBI's taxonomy places the organism in Eukaryota, Viridiplantae, Streptophyta, Magnoliopsida, Rosales, Rosaceae. The coding region runs from base 155 to 529 and encodes 124 amino acids. Gene Ontology annotation, biological process: cytokinin biosynthetic process. The transcript has a single exon.
CUUUAAUCCAAUUUAAAAUCCAUGAAAGUUGUCUUCUUUCUUGUUUAUUUAGAGUACUAAUAGUUAUAGCUUUCUUCAGUACGAUACAUUUUGUUCUAGCAUUCAUAGGCAGCUCUUUAUUCUCUCUCUCUCUCUCUCUCUCUCUCGUUUUGCAAUGGAGCCCUUCAGAACUUUUUAUGGCAUAGAAGGAUGCAGCAGCAGUGAAUCAGGGUGGACAACAUACAUUGGCUCUCCCAUGCAAGAAGAUGAGCCCGAAUGCAGCAAUAUUGAAGACGUCGGUUACGAAAACCAUCAUCACAUCGCAUAUCUCACCAGAAAAAAAGUUGGCAAAGAUGACAACGAGAGUGAUGAUUCAAUGGCUUCUGAUGCUUCUUCUGGCCCAAGUCAUCAUCAUGAUCUCGUGCCUUCGCGCAGUAAAGACGGUAAAGGCACCGCUCGUUCCAAACGCGAUAACAACAAGCAAUCUAGGCACAAGAGCACAAGUAAACCAGAGAAGAAAACUGGUGAAAAGAGUACCAAAAGGAAGUGAUGUGAAAUCAGCGCUAAUAAACUUUGAUCGUGUCGUCGAGUCCUGGCUCAAAGGGUACUGCAGAUUAUAGUUGUUAAUUAAAACUAUAAGCUUGCAAAUGAAGAAGAAGAUGUAUAUUUGUUCUUACAUGUAGAAUACACAAAUGGAAGGAUAUAUAUUUCUCUUUUCUUCCACGAUA